Messenger RNA from Amoebophrya sp. A120, 1431 nucleotides. The record is from the annotation of a GenBank genome assembly. Lineage: Eukaryota; Dinophyceae; Syndiniales; Amoebophryaceae.
GGUGGCAGGCUUUUUCUUUUUUGCCUCGUGCAUGUGUGUUCAGAUGUAGAGCACAAGAUGGGCGGCUAGGUGAGGUAGACAGCACUGUUUGAUGCGAAUUGGUAUUGUACAACUGAAUUGCGUCGUCAGCAAACACAGAGGCUACAACAGAAUACGUCCUUGGCAUUUUUUUUUCGUAUUUAUUACUGUCGUGAUUUUUAGGAUAACGAUAAUACUGAUAUUCCCGUCAUCUCGGUCCUCUGCUACUUCUGCGUGAAGGUCAGCACGGUAUUCUCUAAUGAAAAGUUUGAUUCCAUCAAUUGUCUUCCUCGUCCUCGGACAACUAAGUACAUUUUCAAAAUUCGUCUUUUGAAAUCCAUAUAACGCCACGAAGUCGUAGUAGACCAACACUAUCAUUAAUUCCACACACGACAAGAAUGCGUUUCAACGCCACUCGUUUUGCUCGUUGUCGCAAUGCCCAUCUGUGCACCUGGUCGCACAUGAUGAACCAGCAGCUUCGUGCCGGCUCCGCGGUGGGCAGCAAAUUUACCGGAGCAGCCAUGUUAUUCGGCAGUAACGCGAUGCCGAAUUUUGGUGCGGGCGCUACGACGAGCAGUGGUGCCGUUCUCGGGGAGACGCCUCUCCAGAAUGGCUUCGCCGAGCAAAAUCGUGGCUUCGGGACGCUUGCCGGCUUGCUGGAAGCCGGGGCGCUGGGUGCUGGAGAGGAGGAGGGAAGCGGCAGUGUAGUGGAGUCUGCUGUCGGCGCUGCGGGAUCCGUGGGGGUGGAAGCAGUACUUUUUUCGUUUUUGGUUUUGCCGUUCUUGCUGUUAUUUUGUCUAUGUUAACGGCAGCUCGUUCUUCGCUCGGGAGAUUGAUAACUUCUAGGAUGGACUCAAGGGACUUCUACCACGCCAGAGCAAUAAUCAGGGCUCUGUGCUGCGUCGACUACGUGACCAUGUUUUGCAUUCAACAUUUUGAUCAUUUUCUUGUUGAUGUUGAUGCAUUGCACUAAAGAGAUACAGAAACACCACAACAAAACAGGAUGCCUGCCGGAAUUUGUUGGUUCAUUGCGAGAAUUACUUACAGGUAACAAGCUGGUCAACAAGUGGAACAACCUUUCCGAUGAUAGCAGAACUACUAGAAACAACAACCGCACCAGAAGAAAGAAGUUCAUGGUGAACGUAACAACAUUCUCGCUUCAGGAGCCUCAACAUAUCAGCACGUUGUAAUGUUGACCAGCAGAAGAUCUUCAUCAUCUGCUGGUGGUCUUCAACCAAUUCUGACGAUUUGUUUGAUGUACACACGAGACAAAGAAUGUUUCUCCAAGAAAUUCGACGUCGAAGCGGCAUUCUCUCGUCACAUCAUCUGUGAAAAACAAUUUCGAGAAGUAUAGUAUUGACGCAAUCGCAAGCGUUGCUUCAAUAGAAAUCCAGAACAGCAACGGAUGAAAAU